AUGCAAUUACCAUUACCUUUAUCUAUAAAAGGUAUGACUGAACUUGAUCGUGAUCAAUUUACACAAACCAUCAAUGUACCGUAUGUUAACAUUCCCGGUGAAUGUAUUCAUUCAUCUAAAUGGAAAGAUAUUUUACUUAUUUUACAUGCAUUAAAAAAUGUUCGAGAAUUAGACGGAAAAUUAAAACAAGUUCUAUUCGAUCCGGAUAUAAUUAAAACGAAAGAAGAUAUUAUUAAACAUAUACCAUCAAUAAAAGACUAUGUUGAACAAUCAUUUGAUUUUAUACAAAUCACAAUUACAUAUGCUAAUUAUACAAUUGAACAAGUUAUUAAAGCAAUUAUACCGGAUGAUUUAAUAACAGAUAAACGUGUUAAUACUGGUUCGGGUUAUAGUAUUAUUGGUCAUAUUGCACAUUUUAAUUUAAGAGAUGAAGUUCUAGCAUAUAAAUAUAUUAUUGCUCAAGUUAUACUUGAUAAACUAUCGAAUGUUAAAACUGUGGUGAAUAAAUUACAUGAAAUUGAUACUGUUUAUCGUAAUUUUGAAUUAGAAAUAAUUGCUGGUGAUUUAAAUACAAUUGUAACAUGUCGAGAAAGUAAAGCACUAUUUCAAUU
This is a messenger RNA of Adineta steineri, 611 nucleotides long. The record is from the annotation of a GenBank genome assembly. Lineage: Eukaryota; Metazoa; Rotifera; Eurotatoria; Adinetida; Adinetidae.